AUUGAACCGAUCGAUAAAUCGUACGAGAGCAGUCGCAUAAAAAAGCUCCGAAAGAGAGAAAUCAAUUUGACCAAUCAAAUAAUUGCGGUGGUGAAAAUGGCUCGAAACGACUCGCGAUCUAGGUCGCCGUCUCACCGCCGACGGUACUCUCGCUCGCCUGUGACUCAUCGUAGCAGCCGUCGUACCAGGCGCGACCGCAGCCGCUCACCCUACACAUCAAGGCAUAAGAAGAGCAGAUCUCCUGCACCAAGGCAACACCAAAGGGAUAGAAGUAGUUCAUUGUCUCCUUCCGAGCAUAGAAUUGCGAUUGAAGUGAAGAAAGAACAGGAAGACAAGGCAAGAUUGCAGCAUGAGGCGGAGCUCAAGCGACUAGAAGAAGAGACUGCACAGCGGAUUGAGGAAGCAGUAAGGAAAAAUGUAGAGGAAAGGAUGAAAACCGAAGAAGUUAAAGAAGAAAUUGAAAGACGGACAAAGGAAGCUUAUGAGAAGAUGUUUCUUGACGUGGAAAUACAGCUGAAGAAAGAAAAAGAAGCUGCUCUAAACGAGGCAAGAAGAAAAGAAGAACAAGCUAGGAGAGAAAGAGAAGAGCUGGAUAAGAUGUUAGAAGAAAAUAGUAGGAGGGUUGAAGAAUCUCAAAGGCGAGAAGCAAUGGAACUUCAACGUAAAGAAGAGGAAAGGUAUCGAGAAUUGGAGCUCCUGCAGAGACAGAAGGAGGAGGCUGCAAGGAGAAAGAAGCUGGAAGAAGAAGAAGAGAUUAGAAACUCCAGCAAGCUAUCAAAUGGAAACAGAUCACGAUCCAAGCUGCAUUUCGGCAUGGGUUUAUAAUUAAAGAAACAUUGAUGAAGGCAAAGUCUGAAGAAACUUUUGACUUCUUGUAUCAGAGAAUAGGAAGAUACAGUUGAGGAGUUGACUCAUCCAAGUAAGCACAGACAACAUUCUCUAGCUGACCCUUCAUAGAGCUUGUUGCUUCACUAUGUUAGUUAAUCUUUGGAAAGAAGCAUCUAUCAGUUUGGUAAAGUUUGAUAAUAGCUCUGGCGGGCUUUGGGCUGGCGGGUUGGGCCGGACCUGAUCAAAAGCCUGUUUUAACAUGUGAGGAAUAAUUGUAAUUUCUUUUUUUUGUUAGUUUACUUAGAAAAAGUUGCAUGUUGUUAAAAAUCUGAUAAUAUGAUUUGUUUUAUCGAUUUUUUUGUUUUAUAAUACCAGAAGUUUAGAAAAUGC
Arabidopsis thaliana (thale cress) is the source of this 1218-nucleotide messenger RNA. RefSeq names its product arginine/glutamate-rich 1 protein. The transcript has 4 exons. NCBI's taxonomy places the organism in Eukaryota, Viridiplantae, Streptophyta, Magnoliopsida, Brassicales, Brassicaceae. The record is from RefSeq and is marked reviewed. Bases 97 to 825 code for a protein of 242 amino acids.